This is a messenger RNA of Rubroshorea leprosula, 594 nucleotides long. The record is from the annotation of a GenBank genome assembly. Lineage: Eukaryota; Viridiplantae; Streptophyta; Magnoliopsida; Malvales; Dipterocarpaceae.
ACAACGCAUGCUCUCUUCCGUAUUCUUUUAUACAUAACCUGGAUUGCCGGCAACCCAAUCGAAGCGGAAGAAUGCCAGAAUCGGCGUCGGCUGGGACAUGAGAGAUCUGAAUCCGACACUUAGGCGAGUCUUUGCAGAUAUAAUUAUCAUCAAGAGCCGGCGAAUUCAAGAUCCACGACUCCUCUACAAACCAAGGUCAAAAUCCAUGGCGACGAAGAACGAUCAAUUGCAUCAGUCAACAAAAAAGGAAAGGGAGGAGGAGAAACAAGAGAAAGAGGAAUCUGUUAAUAGAUCCUCGCCUCCUCCUCCUGCUCCUCCUCCGCCGCCGGAAAAGCCGGAGCCCGGGGAUUGUUGUGGGAGCGGAUGCGUUCGAUGCGUUUGGGAUGUGUAUUACGAUGAGCUUGAGGCAUAUAACAAGCUUUACAAAUCUGAUUCCAAGAAUUCAAUAUCCAAGUCCCCUUGAUUACUUGUAAACAAUAACUUCUAAUGUGAACGGAUUUUAUGAUGAUUUAUCUUGAAAUGACAAAGGAUUCAUGUUUUUUGGCAAGAACUCUCUUCCGUUUCAUCUUCCGAAAAUGAAUUUUCAAUGUUGGG